Arabidopsis arenosa is the source of this 1967-nucleotide messenger RNA. The record is from the annotation of a GenBank genome assembly. Lineage: Eukaryota; Viridiplantae; Streptophyta; Magnoliopsida; Brassicales; Brassicaceae.
CUCGAAGUGCUCUCUUUGGGCUUUCCGAAAAGGUAUCACAUGUCGAGUUUGGCCUCACGGUUUUAAAGUUAUGGCGUUCCGAAGGGUUAUGUGAUAGAUCUUACUUUUGGAGUGUGUAUUACGACGACGUUUCUAAGCUCUUAAGUGAUGCAGCAAAACCCCGGCAUGGUUGCCGGAUCUUACCGGAGAAAUGAGUUUGUUCGGAACAGAGACGAUUCCGAUGACGGGCUAAAACCCUUGAAAGAUCUUAAUGGUCAGAUAUGUCAGAUCUGUGGUGACAAUGUUGGACUCACUGAAACUGGCAAUGUCUUUGUCGCUUGUAAUGAAUGUGGCUUCCCUUUGUGUCGGUCUUGUUAUGAGUAUGAGAGGAAAGAUGGAUCUCAGUGUUGCCCUCAGUGCAAGACUAAAUUCAGACGGCACAAUGGGACUCCUGGAGUUGAAGGAGAUGAAAAAGAGAAUGAUGUCAAUGAUAUCGAGAAUGAGUUUGAUUAUACCCAGGGAAACAACAAGGCAAGACUCCCACAUCGCGCUGAAGAGUUCUCUUCGUCAUCUCGACUAGAAUCCCAACCAAUUUCUCUUCUUACUCAUGGCCAUCCGGUUUCUGGAGAGAUUCCUACGCCGGAUAGGAAAGCUACUUUGUCUCCUUGUAUUGACCCACAGCUACCUGUGCCUGUAAGAAUCGUCGACCCAUCAAAAGACUUGAACUCUUAUGGGCUUGGGAAUGUUGACUGGAAAGAAAGGAUUGAAGGGAAGGGAGGAGAAUUUGAAGGGACAGGGUCAAAUGGUGAUGAACUCCAAAUGGUUGAUGAUGCUCGACUUCCUAUGAGCCGUGUGUUUCCAAAAUGGUAUCCCAUUAACAGGGAGACUUUUCUUGACAGGCUUGCUUUAAGAUAUGAUCGAGAUGGUGAACCAUCUCAGUUAGCUCCAGUGGAUGUGUUUGUUAGUACGGUGGACCCAAUGAAAGAGCCUCCUCUUGUAACAGCAAACACGGUUCUCUCGAUCCUUGCUAGUGGACUACCCAAGUUUGCAAAGAAAUGGGUACCUUUUUGCAAGAAAUUCAACAUUGAACCUAGAGCUCCUGAGUUCUAUUUUUCCCAGAAGAUAGAUUACUUGAAGGAUAAGAUCCAACCUUCUUUUGUCAAAGAGAGACGGGCAAUGAAGAGAGAGUAUGAGGAGUUUAAAGUGAGGAUCAAUAUCCUUGUUGCUAAAGCACAGAAGAUUCCUGAAGAUGGCUGGACAAUGGAGGAUGGUACACCCUGGCCUGGAAACAACCCUAGAGACCAUCCUGGGAUGAUUCAGGUUUUCUUAGGCCAUAGUGGAGGUCUGGAUACCGAUGGAAAUGAGCUACCUAGGCUCAUCUACGUGUCCCGUGAAAAGCGUCCUGGAUUUCAGCACCACAAGAAGGCUGGAGCUAUGAAUGCCCUGGCCCUCUAUGGGUAUGAUCCUGUUCUAACAGAGGAAGAUCUUGAGCCUAAUAUAAUUAUAAAGAGCUGUUUUGGCUCAAGCAAGAAAGGAAAGAGCAGAAAAAUACCUAACUACGAACAUAACAGAAGCAUCAAGAGAAGUGACUCCAACGUUCCACUUUUCAGUAUGGAAGACAUUGACGAGGGUGUUGAAGGCUAUGAUGAUGAGAUGUCUCUUCUAGUGUCCCAGAAAAGGCUGGAGAAGCGUUUUGGUCAGUCGCCAGUGUUUAUUGCAGCUACCUUCAUGGAACAAGGAGGUCUUCCACCAUCAACCAACCCCACGACUCUUCUCAAGGAGGCGAUUCAUGUCAUAAGCUGUGGUUAUGAGGCCAAGACUGAAUGGGGCAAAGAGUGAGCUGCCCACUUUCAUGCUUCAGCCCUAUAUAAAUUUGUGUUAUAUAAUAGGAAACCCCAUUAAUCUAAGAAGCCAUAGGUCUUGUGAUUAUGUGUUGGUUAUAUAAUGUUUCGUAGUGGGAACUGUUACUAUAAAAAAAAACUCAAAUG